Sabethes cyaneus is the source of this 748-nucleotide messenger RNA. RefSeq names its product peptidyl-prolyl cis-trans isomerase, rhodopsin-specific isozyme (gene ninaA). Gene Ontology annotation, cellular component: intracellular membrane-bounded organelle. The transcript is spliced from 4 exons. Gene Ontology annotation, biological process: protein peptidyl-prolyl isomerization. Lineage: Eukaryota; Metazoa; Arthropoda; Insecta; Diptera; Culicidae. The coding region runs from base 44 to 748 and encodes 234 amino acids. The record is from RefSeq and is a predicted model, not a curated record. Gene Ontology annotation, molecular function: peptidyl-prolyl cis-trans isomerase activity.
AUCAAAACCUUGUUUCUCAAGUAGCUAACGCAAACAGGAGAACAUGUCUUGGACCACGUGUUGGAUUAUAUUGGCUCUGGCGGCAACUACCCGGUCCGCUUUAUUUCGAGUUACGUCACAGGUCUACAUGGAUAUUUCGAUUGACGGUAAGGUGCAUGGCCGGGUGAUAAUCGGACUGUUCGGCGAAGAGGCACCGAAAACGGUGGAGAAUUUUCGUGAAAUCUGCAUCAACGGCAUCGAUGGAAUCUCUUACAAAGGAAGUCGAAUUCAUCGUGUUAUUCAAAAGUUUAUGGUUCAAGGUGGGGACAUCGUAUCGGGAGAUGGUCACGGGUCGAUCAGCAUAUACGGCUCUUAUUUCGACGACGAAAACCUUAACAUCAAUCACACCAGUUCGGGCUUUGUGGCGAUGGCCAACCGUGGACCGAAUACCAACGGUUGUCAGUUCUAUAUCACCACCAUGCCGGCACCGUGGCUCAAUGGAAAGCACACAAUUUUCGGUAAGGUACUCGAUGGACAGGGCAUCGUUCAUAAGGUCGAACAACAGAAAACGGACACCGAUGACUAUCCCAUACCGACGAUUAUCAUCGAGAACUGCGGCGAUGAGCCGAUUGACGAACCGUUCAUCAUCUCCGAUGAUCCAUACGAUUUGUGGGCAUGGAUUAAGGCUGCCUACUUUCCGCUGGGAAUGAGCUUCUCAAUUCUGGCAUGUUUUCAGUACAUAAUUAGAAAGCUUGAUGUGUAUUCUUAA